Messenger RNA from Hepatospora eriocheir, 309 nucleotides. NCBI's taxonomy places the organism in Eukaryota, Fungi, Microsporidia, Hepatosporidae. The record is from the annotation of a GenBank genome assembly.
AUGGGAAGAAACUGUACAAAAAAGAAAGGAAAAAGUAGAAAUACUAAAAGAAUCCAACAUGGAUUUAUUAAAAGACACGGAUUAAGACAGAUAGAUUUAAUUAAAACAGUUAAAUAUACUGAAGAAAAAUUAGAGGAGUUUAGAGAAAGAGAUUUAAAUUUUCUUUGUGAAAAGUGUGAUCGUUUUUUUAAAGAUGAAAAUACUUUGAAUGUUCAUUAUAAAACAAAAUCUCAUAAAAAAAGACUUAAACAGUGGAAUGAACCAUUUCACACACAAGAAGAUGCUGAAAGAGCUGCUGGUUUAUUUUGA